AGCCCAACCUCACAUGAAAAGUCACUGAGCAUCCAAAGAAUGCCUGCCUCGUCGAAUGAUGACUCUGGCUCGGACGCCGAGAAGAGCAUUGCUCAGCGUAGGUCUCAAGCCGAGAAUGGAUCAGAAUCUAAGGGCAAGCAACGAGGCAGGCCCAAGCGUCAGUCUGCUGUAAAGCCUGCUACGCCGCCACCUGUGGAGGACGAAGAAGAGGAGGAAGGGGAAGGAGAAGGGGAUGAGGACGAUGAAGACAUGGACGAGGAUGUGUUCAUCGUCGAGAGUAUCCUUGACCACAUGGUGGACGAAGACAGAACCGUCAAGUUUAAAGUGAAGUGGGAGGGUUGGGACAAUGAGGAGGAUCUAACAUGGGAGCCUGAGGAAAAUCUAUCUGGUAGUGCGAACGAAGUUUUAGAGAAAUAUCUCGCCGGCAUUGGAGGAAUAGAAGCCAUCAUGAAACAGACCAAAGCUGUCAAGGGCAAGAAGCGAGGCCGUCCGUCGGCUGCAAAGAAGGACAUUGAGGCAUCACCACCUCCAGCAACCAAGCGCUCCCGUCGCGAGGCGCAUCCUGCUGCAUCCACACCGCCUGCUGCCGCCAAGAAGUGGAUGCCGCCCACAGGCUCAUGGGAAGACGAAAUCGACACCAUUGACGCACAGCAGGACACUGGCUCGGGUAAGCUCGUGGUCUACCUGACGUGGAAGAAUGGCCAAAAGACGAGGCACGACACCAGUGUGAUUUACAAAAAGUGCCCUCAAAUGAUGCUAAGGUAUUACGAACGACACAUACGAGUGGUCCACGCCGAGGAAUAGGUUUAAGCAUGAGGUUAAGGGUUUAAUACCAGGGCGUUGAGGGAUAUCAUUUGUUUUCUUUCUUUGAUUUACUGGACAAGUUUUGGGCUACGAUUUUGUUCUUCCGAGCUAGCCAAGGCGACUUACUGGUUGCCACUAUUGUAUAAGUGAUGGCACAAACGGGGAGGGGGAAGCAGGCGUAUGCAUGCAUGAUUGCGCUGCAGCGACACAAUACAUUGUAAAUAUACUCUAAUCACAGCCUGUGAUUCAUGCAUACAAAUCUACCCAUCUGCAAGACUAAUACGCCCCUU
[Torrubiella] hemipterigena is the source of this 1094-nucleotide messenger RNA. The record is from the annotation of a GenBank genome assembly. Lineage: Eukaryota; Fungi; Ascomycota; Sordariomycetes; Hypocreales; Clavicipitaceae.